AGACGUCUGUGCUGUGUCUUGCUUUUCCUUUGCUUUGAGGCUGGAGCCUGUCACCGAGACCCUCCAGGCAUCUGGGCGCUGUGCAGGCUUCUUAAUGACAUUACCCGCGUCUGGAUUCUGGUUGGUUUGCUGUAAAUUCUGAUGGGUUUUUACGAGUUGUGUGAUGGGUGGGGAGGUGGUGUGCUGGUUUGGUUUGGUUUUGGUUUGCUGGCGAAUGGAAAAUCUGAUGUGACACAUAAGAGGUCAGCCCCGUGAGUGACAGCACUCUUUCUCAGCUUUGCUCCCAGCCUCCACGGGAAGCAGCUGGGGUUGCUCCGCCCUGGGGUCUUCCAUGGGUACCCAGGGUGGGGGAUGCUUCGGUGAUCCACGCGUGUGUUUGAUCGGCAAGCCGGCAAGUCGGGAGGAUGGCGGAGCAGGGCUGGCUGUUGGAGGAGGAGGGAGGCACGGCUCCACCAACCCGCCUGCUUUCAUCCAAAGUGAAUCCUGAGUGCUCUGUGCCAGCCUCCCCCCGCCCUCUCGUGUCCUCCGGCACAAGGAGCCAGCCUCCUUUCUUCGUGUAAUUUCCCAUAGCGGUGCCUUACUUGAAAGCAUCGUAAAGAGCUGCAGAGGGUGUGAGAGCAGGUCGGAGAGGUGGGAGCCCUGGGUGCCGAUGGCUCCAGCCGGCGAAAGUGUGGAGAGCUCAUUCCAGGAAAAGUGGACUAGUCCCCGCGUUGGCUGGCUUUCAGGCGGGGUCCUUGGUGAAUUUUGUCAUGGUUAUUUAAGGAAUCUCGCCUAGAAGUCCGAACACGCAGUUCCCCAUCGACGGGAAGGCUUGGACUCCAAGAUGAUUAUAAAGGAAUAUCGGAUUCCUCUGCCGAUGACCGUGGAGGAGUACCGCAUUGCCCAGCUGUACAUGAUACAGAAGAAGAGCCGUAACGAGACGUUCGGCGAAGGCAGCGGCGUGGAGAUCCUGGAGAACCGGCCGUACACGGACGGCCCCGGCGGCUCCGGGCAGUACACGCACAAGGUGUACCAUGUGGGCAUGCACAUCCCCAGCUGGUUCCGCUCCAUCCUGCCCAAGGCGGCCCUGCGCGUGGUGGAGGAGUCCUGGAACGCCUACCCCUACACCCGAACCAGGUUCACUUGCCCUUUUGUGGAGAAAUUCUCCAUUGACAUCGAAACCUUUUAUAAAACUGAUGCUGGAGAAAACCCCAACGUGUUCAGCCUGUCUCCUGUGGAAAAGAACCAGCUGACAAUCGACUUCAUCGACAUCGUCAAGGACCCCGUGCCCCCCAACGAGUAUAAGACGGAAGAGGACCCCAAGCUGUUCCACUCGACCAAGACCCAGCGGGGGCCCCUGUCCGAGAACUGGAUCGAGGAGUACAAGCAGCACGUCUUCCCCAUCAUGUGCGCCUACAAGCUUUGCAAGGUGGAGUUCCGCUACUGGGGCAUGCAGUCCAAGAUCGAGAGGUUCAUCCAUGACACGGGCCUCCGGAAGGUGAUGGUGAGAGCCCACCGGCAGGCCUGGUGCUGGCAGGACGAGUGGUAUGGGCUGAACAUGGACAACAUCCGGGAACUAGAGAAGGAGGCACAGCUCAUGCUGUCCCGCAAGAUGGCCCAGUUCAAAGAGGACGACAAGGAGGCCGUGGAGAUGGCCAAGGAUGAGGCCGCCCAGGACCAGGCCCCCAGGGAGCCCCCCCAGCCCAGCAGCAGCACCGGGGAGCCCCUGGCGGGCAGGAGCCUGAAGAAGCAGUGGUCCACGUCCUCCAAGUCGUCGCGGUCGUCCAAGCGGGGAGCCAGUCCUUCCCGCCACAGCAUCUCGGAGUGGAGGAUGCAGAGCAUCGCCCGGGACUCGGACGAGAGCUCGGACGACGAGUUCUUUGACGCCCACGAGGACCUGUCCGAUUCCGAGGAAAUGUUCCCCAAAGACAUCACCAAGUGGAACUCCAACGACCUCAUGGACAAAAUUGAAAGCCCUGAGCCAGAGGACACGCAGGAUGGCCUGUACCGUCAGAGCAGCCGUGAGUUCAGGGUGGCCUCCAGUGUGGAGCAGCUGAACAUCAUGGAGGACGAGGUCAGUCCGCCGUUGGCCGCGCCGCCCUCCAAGAUCCACGUGCUGCUGCUGGUGCUGCACGGAGGCACCAUCCUGGACACGGGCGCCGGGGACCCCAGCUCCAAGCAGGGCGACGCCAACACCAUCGCCACCGUGUUCGACACCGUCAUGCGCGUGCACUACCCCAGCGCCCUGGGCCACCUCGCCAUCCGCCUGGUGCCCUGCCCUCCCAUCUGCGCCGAUGCCUUCGCCCUUGUCUCCAACCUCAGCCCCUACAGCCAUGAUGAAGGCUGUCUGUCGAGCAGCCAGGACCACAUCCCCUUGGCUGCCCUGCCCCUGCUGGCAACCUCCUCACCCCAGUACCAGGAGGCAGUUGCCAUGGUGAUUCAGCGGGCUAACCUCGCCUAUGGGGAUUUCAUCAAGUCCCAGGAGGGCAUGACCUUCAAUGGGCAGGUCUGCCUGAUCGGGGACUGUGUCGGGGGCAUCCUGGCAUUCGAUGCCUUAUGCUGCAGCAAUCAGCCAGUGUCUGAGAGUCAGAGCAGCAGCCGCCGGGGCAGCGUUGCCAGCGUGCAGGACACUGACCUGCUGUCCCCGGGCACGGUGGGCAAUGUGGCACAUGGUGGCGGUGGCGGUGGCGGCGGCUGCGGCGGCGGCGGCGGCGGCGGCGGCGGCAGCAACCUGGAGAGCAGCCGGCACCUGAGCCGCAGCAACAUCGACAUCCCCCGAAGCAACGGCACUGAGGACCCCAAAAGGCAGCUACCCCGCAAGAGGAGUGACUCAUCCACCUAUGAGCUGGACACCAUCCAGCAGCACCAGGCCUUCCUGUCCAGCCUCCAUGCCAGCGUGCUGAGGAACGAGCCCAGCUCCCGCCGCUCGAGCAGCUCCACCAUGCUGGAUGGCGCAGGGGCCGUGGGCAAGUUCGACUUUGAGAUCGCUGACCUCUUCCUCUUCGGGUGCCCACUGGGGCUGGUCCUGGCCUUGAGGAAGACUGUCAUCCCCUCCCUGGAUGUUUUCCAGCUGCGGCCUGCCUGCCAGCAAGUCUACAACCUCUUCCACCCGGCGGACCCCUCAGCCUCGCGCCUGGAGCCACUGCUGGAGAGGGGGUUCCACGCCCUGCCGCCUUUCAGCAUCCCCCGCUACCAGCGCUACCCGCUGGGGGACGGCUGCUCCACGCUGCUGGUCGAGACCGUGCAGAGAAACCCCGAGCUGGUCCUGGAGGGCGGCCCCCUGGCCCCGCUCCCUCAUGGGGACGGCUUCCUGGAAACCAGUAUCCCCGUUCCCGCGCUCACCUGGCAAGACGGGCCCCGCCCGAGCCCGGGCUGUGCUGAGUCGGAUGCACUCCAGACCCACAACACCGUCUUCCAAGAGCACACGGCCCCCUCCUCGCCCGGCACAGCUCCCACCACCCGAGGUUUCCGCAGAGCCAGCGAGAUCAGCAUCGCCAGCCAGGUGUCAGGCAUGGCUGAGAGCUACACGGCGUCCAGCAUCGCCCAGAAGGCCCCGGGGCUGCUCAGUCACACCCCCAGCGUCAGGCGACUGUCCCUGCUUGCCCUUCCCCCGCCAACCCCUGCCACCCCAGGGCCCUGCCCACAGGCCAGCCCCAGCCUGGAGAGGGCCCCCCGCCUCCCCAACUUGGACAUCAGAGAAGUUGCUGCAAAGUGGUGGGGCCAGAAGCGGAUCGACUAUGCCCUGUACUGCCCUGACGCCCUGACGGCCUUCCCCACUGUGGCCCUGCCCCACCUCUUCCACGCCAGCUACUGGGAGUCAACGGAUGUGGUCUCCUUCCUGCUGAGACAGGUCAUGAGACACGACAACUCCAGCAUCUUGGAGCUGGACGGCAAGGAGGUCUCAGUGUUCACCCCCUCGAAGCCGAGAGAGAAGUGGCAGCGCAAGAGGACCCACGUGAAGCUGCGGAAUGUGACAGCAAACCACCGGAUCAAUGACGCGAUCGCCAAUGAGGACGGCCCGCAGACUGUGACGGGCCGGUUCAUGUACGGGCCCCUGGACAUGGUCACCCUGACUGGGGAGAAGGUGGACGUGCACAUCAUGACGCAGCCGCCCUCAGGGGAGUGGCUGUACCUGGACACGCUGGUGACCAGCAGCAGUGGCCGUGUCUCCUACACCAUCCCCGAGACGCACCGCCUGGGCGUGGGCGUCUACCCCGUCAAGAUGGUGGUCAGGGGAGACCACACGUUUGCCGACAGCUACAUCACAGUGCUGCCCAAGGGCACGGAGUUCGUGGUCUUCAGCAUUGAUGGCUCCUUUGCUGCCAGCGUGUCCAUCAUGGGCAGUGACCCCAAAGUGCGGGCUGGGGCCGUGGACGUGGUGCGGCACUGGCAGGACCUGGGCUACCUCAUCAUCUACGUGACGGGCCGGCCUGACAUGCAGAAGCAGCGGGUGGUGGCGUGGCUGGCCCAGCACAACUUCCCCCAUGGCGUGGUGUCCUUCUGUGAUGGCCUGGUGCACGACCCACUGCGGCACAAGGCCAACUUCCUGAAGCUGCUCAUCUCCGAGCUGCACUUGCGCGUGCACGCGGCCUACGGGUCCACCAAGGACGUGGCGGUCUACAGCUCCAUCAGCCUGUCCCCCAUGCAGAUCUACAUUGUGGGCCGGCCCACCAAGAAGCUGCAGCAGCAGUGCCAGUUCAUCACGGACGGCUAUGCGGCCCACCUGGCCCAGCUCAAGUACAACCACCGGGCCCGGCCGGCCCGCAACGCGGCCACCCGCAUGGCACUGCGCAAGGGCAGCUUUGGCCUGCCGGGCCAGAGCGACUUCCUGCGCUCCCGGAACCACCUGCUCCGCACCAUCUCGGCCCAGCCCAGCGGGCCCGGCCACCGGCACGAGCGGACGCAGAGCCAGGCAGACAGCGAGCAGCGGGGACAGCGCAGCAUGAGUGUGGCGGCUGGCUGCUGGGGCCGCACCAUGGCCGGCCGGCCUGAGCCAGCCGCGGGCCCCAAGUAGGGCACCGUGAGUGAGGCGCUGUGGUCCCCAUGGUGCUAGGCCAGGGCGGCCCGCCCCGCCAGGAUGCCUGGGCUGGGCGUGUACAGUCGGCUGGGGCCAAGCUCGUCCCAUGGUCCAGCGGUGGGCACAGGCCGGGCCACACACAGUCCUCCCAGCCAUGCCUCAUGUCCUGGGGUCUGCAGCGUUCCAGCUUGUCGUGGAAGCUGGCAGGACGACCAGCCCCGGGAUGACGGAGGGACCAGGAACCCCUAGUGUGGACUGGCCUGGAAGGCCCUCCUAGACACUUGCCCUGCGUUGACCUCCCAGCAUCCUGACACCAGGCCCGGGCAUGUCCCGUCCACUAGCUCGCCCUGAUCCCCAGGUCCCCUCCCACUUGGUAGCAGCUCUGACGGGGGGACAGCCUGCUUCUUGUUAACUCAAGUUACUCAACUGUUCGACCUCACUGGUUUUGCACUGAUUUUUGAGAGGGGAGACCCAUUACCAUCUCCUAUGGCUACAAACUCGUUGGCAUGCAUGAAACUUCAGCAUUUGCUGAUCCACGACCUGCUGCCACACAGAAGGCUCCAGGGCGCCGAAUCCUUGUACAGUAGGAAAGAAAGGCCAUAUUGUAAUUUCUGCAGCUCCGCCUGGCCCGCCAGCCCAUGGGAGCCCCAGACCCCGGACCCCUUUCACCUGCCCCAGCUGGAGCACAGUCCGGCCGCCGGCCUGGUAUCAGCUCGGCCCUCGGCACAACCCAGACUUUGAGGCCGGUGAAGAUCAGCGGUGGCUCCUGAGAAGCCUGGCCUCGGGCCGUGGGGCCUGGACAGACCUGGAGGUCUUUUCCGCUCCUUGCUCCUUGCCCACCGUCAGCCGGCUCCAUGCCUGGGCCCGCCCUCCCGCGUUUCUACACCUUUCUACUUCUCCGACCUGAUUUCUAUGAGGUUUUUUUAAAUGAGCAAUCCUUGGCUGCUUCCUUUUCUUAACUCUUUCAGUACCAAAUGCAGCCCCUCCACAUGAAAACACCCAGCACUGUGACGGAGUCCAGCCUGGUUUUGGGUCCCAGGGCCCUGUCCCUGCCCAUGCAGCGGGCACGGGCUCCCUGCCUCACCUGACCCGUUAAUUCCACUGAAUUUCUACUCUGGGGUGAGUGGGGCACACACUUAGGGUUUUUUGUUUUUUUUUUUUUAAUGCCAAUUCCGUUUUGAUGCCGAAUCUAAGAAGCCACACAACUCGCUUAGUUAGCUUAAGGGCAGGCAGCCGUGACUUCAUUUCCUACCUGGUAAGGACCAUGCUGUCCCACUCGCUGGGUCUGAGCAUCAGCCCUCCCUCCCCAGAACCGAAAGCCGUCUCAGCUGUGGCCCUGGGGGGCCCUCUGCUGCUCCCCCACCUUCUCCGAGGUGGGGGACCCUGCCAGGCCCCUGACAGCUGUCCAGUGACCAGGCUCCUUCUGUGAGAAGCUGCUGCCAACCUGGAUAUGGCCCCAGGGCCUCGUGGGCUGGACAGGGAGGUGCACAGACGGAUGCUAACAUCUUCCCGUAUGUAGAUAUGUACAGCCAAAGGGUCGUGUAAAUGUUCUGCGAAAGUGGGUCUGUACAGAGCGAAAGCUAUUUAUUUUGUGCAGAGAAAAAUGUCUGGAGAGAUGGGACCUUCAGGGUUUAUUCAUAUUUAAGAUGUAGCUUUUUGUUGUUGUUUCAGGCGUUAUGUAUAAAGCGACGAUUAUUUUAUGGACCAAAUUUUAAUGUAACUGUUGCAGUGGAAGUGCAAUAUCUAACCCCCUGCCCCCAGCAGGAAUCGCUCGGCCCGACAAUCACAGCCCCGGCGAGGGCCCCGCGGCCAGUGCCUCCUGUCGGUCCCACCUCACCCCAUCUCGCCUACCGUCCCGGUGACCAGCCGUCCAGAGGAGCACCUGGAAGAGUCCCGGCCCGCCUGCAAUAAAGGCCGGGAGGCCGUGUAGGCAGCGGGCUUGGCCUCUCCCAGCGGGCAGCUCCGCCACGGCUCCGAGCUCCCCGCCUGCCUGCCCAGCCGCCAGCCAUGCCAAGGACAACAGCAAUAGUCCCCGGGCCUCUCCGGCGGCCCUCAGCCAUAGACGUGAGGUGGGCACCCACCCUCCCUGUUGGCGCCUCUCUUCUGUAUCCAGGUCUGCUUCCUGCCUCCCCGAAGAUUCCUUUUGGCACAUUAUCCUCUUAAGGAAGCACCAGUUUUUCAGAAACUAAGAGAGAGAGGACAGAGUCCUUUAAAAAUACCAAAAAUGUUUACAGCAUUGGGUGCUGAGCUGCAGGGCUCAGGCCCGACCAGUCGUAACCAAAGGGUGAGGCAGGCCUUGCUGACUGCCACCGCCCCCCAGCCUGUUAGAGUAGAAGCCUUAGUCCCCCCUCCCACCCCACAGCCCAGGACCGAGCCUCAGCCCGCCACCCGAGAUCUGACCACCUGCCUUCUCUUUGAUUUCUAAAGAGGGAUUCAGCAGAGACCCCACGCCCCUUCCCAGCUCGGUCUGAGCUACCCGCCAUGUCACACAGUCUUCACGUCUCGGCCCCUCCUGUCCGUCUGGGCCGUGUGUGCAGUGUCCUGACUCGCCCCGCCCACCCCUGCUGUCCCUGCUCCAUCGGGCCUGAGUGUGCUCUGUAUACAGUGUCCUUGUCUGUUACACCAAUUAAAGAAGCAGGAAGGCUUC
This is a messenger RNA of Camelus dromedarius (Arabian camel), 7643 nucleotides long. It is a transcript of the gene PITPNM2, whose product is annotated as phosphatidylinositol transfer protein membrane associated 2. Lineage: Eukaryota; Metazoa; Chordata; Mammalia; Artiodactyla; Camelidae. Gene Ontology annotation, biological process: phospholipid transport. The coding region runs from base 824 to 4993 and encodes 1389 amino acids. The record is from RefSeq and is a predicted model, not a curated record. Gene Ontology annotation, cellular component: cytoplasm. Gene Ontology annotation, molecular function: metal ion binding; phosphatidylinositol binding; phosphatidylcholine intramembrane carrier activity. The transcript is spliced from 26 exons.